This is a messenger RNA of Hansenula ciferrii, 1686 nucleotides long. RefSeq names its product alpha-mannosyltransferase. NCBI's taxonomy places the organism in Eukaryota, Fungi, Ascomycota, Saccharomycetes, Phaffomycetales, Wickerhamomycetaceae. Bases 1 to 1686 code for a protein of 561 amino acids. The record is from RefSeq and is a predicted model, not a curated record. Gene Ontology annotation, cellular component: Golgi apparatus. Gene Ontology annotation, biological process: mannan biosynthetic process. The transcript has a single exon. Gene Ontology annotation, molecular function: alpha-1,2-mannosyltransferase activity.
AUGAUAACACCAAGGCUAAGAAGGCUUUUGAUCCUGUCUUCAAUCAUUCUUUUCGUCAUAUAUUCAUUAGUUUCAGUAUCAUCAUCAUCAUCAAAAGAAUCAACAAAUUCUAAGAUAAAUAGUAUUCGUCAAAAUAUUUUUUCAUAUUUUAAUGAAAAUGAUAAUAAUUCAUUAUUAAGACAUAUAUCACAAUCUAAAAUAGAUCUUGGUGAUGAUUUAUUAAAUAAAGAAUUACAAAGUCAUAUUAAAGAUUCCAAGAGAAAUAAAAAAUCACAAAAUUUUUAUUCAAAAAUGUUUAAAAUUCUUAAUGAACAAAAAUUUAAAAUUCCUGCUUUAGAUCUUAUUGGUAAAGCAGAUUCUCGUGAUUCUGAAUUAAUUUGGAGUAAAAAAAAAUUAUCAGAAUUUUUAAAAUUAGAUCCAAUUCAAAUUGAAAAUUUACAAAAAAUUCAUCAAGAAGUUUUCAAUGAAUUACCAUAUAAAUUCCCCAAAGAUCUUUAUAAAGGUGAAGGUAUAGUUAUGAUUGGAGGUGCUCAAUUUUCAUGGUUAUCAUUAUUAUCAAUAAAAUCAUUGAGAUCAUUUGGUUCAAAAUUACCAAUAGAAUUAAUUAUACCAACUAUUGAAGAAUAUGAACAAGAAUUAUGUGAAAUUAUAUUACCUUCAUUAAAUGGGAAAUGUAUAUUAUUAGAUAAUGUAUUUGGUGAAGAAGUUAUGUCAACAAUGAAAUUUUCAGGAUAUCAAUAUAAAUCAUUAGCAUUAAUUGCAUCAUCAUUUGAUAGUAUAUUAUUUAUGGAUAGUGAUAAUAUAUUAGUUAGUAAUCCUGAUAAAUUAUUUUAUUCAAAACCAUUUAUAAAUCAUGGUAUGGUAUUAUGGCCAGAUUAUUGGUUAAGAACAACAUCACCAUUAUUUUAUGAUAUUGCAAAUAUUAAUAUUACAAAUAAAAGAGUUAGAAUGGGGAAAUGGCCAAUGUUAGAAUCUAAAAUUAUUCCAGAAAAUCAAUUAGACCAGGUUCCAUUACAUGAUUUAGAAGGUUCAAUACCAGAUUUAUCAUCAGAAUCAGGACAAUUAAUGAUUAGAAAAUCUGAUCAUUUAAAAACUAUAUUAUUAUCAUUUUUUUAUAAUCUUUAUGGACCAAAUUUUUUUUAUAAAUUACUUUCACAAGGACAAAGUGGUGAAGGUGAUAAAGAUACAUUUAUUGCAGCAGCAAUUAAAUCAAAUGAAAAAUUUUAUCAAGUUAAAUCAGAAAUUCAAUCAUUUGGUUGGUUUGAUGAUGGGAAUUUUCAAGGUGUUUCAAUGGGACAAAGAUCACCAAUUGAAGAUUAUGAACAAUAUGAACGUUUAUUAUUAAAUUCUAAAAAUGAAAAUUUUAAAGGAUUUGAAGAAAAUUUUGAUACAAGAUUAGCUUCUGUUUUUACUGUUCAUGCAAAUUUCCCAAAAUUUAAUCCAUAUUUAUUAUGGAAAGAAAAUAAAUUAAAAAAUUCAAAAGGUGAAGAAAUUAGAUUAUAUUCAGAUAUUUCAAAAUUUUUAGUUGAACCAUUUGAUUUUGAAUUAGUUCAAUACAAGAGAAUGAAAUCAUUACUUUGUGAUUUAAAAAUUAAUUUAAAAUAUUUUGAAAAUGUUGAUAAAGAAUCAAUUUGUAAAUUUAUUGAUAAUCAUAUAGAUUUUUUGAUAAAGAAUCCAGUGACUUAA